Molecule: messenger RNA, 893 nt
Organism: Frankliniella occidentalis (western flower thrips)
Lineage: Eukaryota; Metazoa; Arthropoda; Insecta; Thysanoptera; Thripidae
Product: dynein light chain Tctex-type protein 2B-like
Exons: 5
Coding region: 296-721 (141 amino acids)
Biological process (GO): microtubule-based movement
Cellular component (GO): cytoplasmic dynein complex; cytoplasm
Molecular function (GO): dynein intermediate chain binding
Source: RefSeq, a predicted model, not a curated record
CAGUUUCUCUAUAUGCACCACAGACGUGACGUCACUUAGUAACCGUUUCUGUUUGUUUUGUUUGUAGACAGGUUGAUCCACUGACUUUGCCGUUAUAUUGUCUGUUAAAGAUUGUUGAAACUUUCGUAAUCGAUUCUAUAUUUUGGUCUGGUCUAGUGAUAGUUUAAGUAGCUUUCCUGUGCCUAACACAUUUUUUAUAUCAAGAAAAGUUACUGUUGUAGUCCUCUGCCUUUAGAGGUUAUGAUUGUUUUCUUGAGUUUGUUGUGAUAUUAAUAGUAAUAAAAAGGAUUUGAAGAUGUUGGGGGAUAGGAACUUUUCUAUGGAGAAGCUAGACACAGAGAAUUUAGACCAUCAACAAGGAGGCUCACAGCAUUCAUUUAAAAUCCGCCCUGACCUUGAUGAAAAAUUUCGUCCUCAGGCUGCCAAAGAAGCAAUCCAAAGUUUAUUGACUGAACAAUUGAGUGGCAAAGUUUAUGCCAAUGAAAAUGUAGAUGAUUUAACAAAAUCAGUAGCAAAACUUGCUCUUGAAAGAGUCAAAGCAAUGGAAUUUCAACGCUACAAGCUGCUGGUCCAGGUUGUACUUGGUGAACAGCGAGGAGCUGGAGUUAGGAUGGGUGCAAGAUGCAUGUGGGAUGCAGAGGCAGAUAGUUAUGCGAGUGCAGAAUACGCAAAUGAUUCAUUGUUUUGUGUUGUGACUGUCUUUGCUGUGUUUGUUUAUUAGCCUAAUCUUACUUCAAUACAAGUUUCUCCAAUUAAAUUUUCUAGUUCCUUACAAUUUUAUUGUCUGUGAUAGGUUCUGUACUUCUGCCUUGCUUUGGUGGACUAAAAAGAUUGUGCAUCUGAGCAAUAGGAUGUUGUAACCUUUGAGAGACUUAUUAUAUAUUUUAAAAGUA